GAAGCCAACAAAUUAUACGAAAGAAGACUUCUAAUUUCGACCAUAAUUAUUUAUAUAGGACAUUAACGUCACGUGUUAUGCAUUAUACACCAAUCUGGUCAACGUUAUUACGGAGUGGAGAAAGAAAAAAACAAAGCCGCGUCUGUUGUCAAUAUAUAAAGUAUAGCACCUAGAAACACUUUCUUCUCAUAAACCUUUUUGGACAAAUACAACAAAACAUAUCUCUCGAUUUGUGUUUAAAAUCUUGUCUUUAUCAGGAAAUAUUUUAUUUUUACUACAUCGGUCUUUCUCAAUUCGGACAUGGAUGAAGACUUCUUCUUAACCGACUUCUCACUCGAAGACAUUGAUUUCGACUUUAAUAUUUAUGAAGAAACUAAUGUAUCGCCUGUGGAAGCGAGCAUACAUACAGAAAGAGCUCAGUUUAUUGAGCAUCAAGUUCCUCUUAAUUACCUCAAUGAGAAGCCGAAGCCUGUGGUGAAGAUCAAUAACAAGCCACGACUGAUUUCUUUUGAUUUUUCGAGUAAUGUUUCUUCUUCUCCAGCUAGGGAAGAUAUCAUUACGGAUCAAUUGGUCACACGUGGAACCAAAAGAAAAUCAUGUUCUCCUGCCAAAAGAUCUCCAGUUUUCGCCAAAGAACAUGUUAUAGCCGAGAGAAAGCGUCGUGAGAAGCUUUCCGAAAAAUUCAUUGCCCUCUCAGCACUUCUUCCUGGUCUUAAGAAGGCGGACAAGAUUACGGUUCUUGACGACGCAAUUUCACGUUUGAAACAACUCCAAGAACAAAUAAGAAAGCUCAAGGAAGAGAAAGAAGCAACAAGACAUAUGGAAUCCAUGAUUCUUGUGAAUAAAUCUAAAGUGUUUUUGGACGAAGGAACUUUCCUAUCAUCUUCUUCUUCUUCUUCAGAUCAUGAACAGUUUGAUCAACCGUUGCCAGAAAUAGAGGCUAAAGUAGCCCAAAACGAAGUUCUAAUCCGAAUCCACUGCGAGAAGAGCAAAGGGAGCAUGAUUGACAUACUAAACACGAUCGAGAAUUUUCAACUGCGUGUCGAAAAUAGUAUUGUAUUGCCAUUCGGGGAAUCGAUUCUUGACAUCACCAUCCUUGCACAGGUCAACCUUAUCCCAUUCUUCGUAAUUAUAGAACAGAUCGACACACAUGGGAUAUCUCUAUUAAAUACGUAUCAUCAGUCUCCUCUGGUAUCGGUAAAGGCAAACCAAGAAUCACGUGUACAAUAUAAGACGUGCACAAUCCUCUACCUGUUUUGUUUGCCAUUUGAACUUAAGUUUACUUUGCGUGUAAAAGUCGUCCAAAGGAAAUGGCAAACGAAGACAUGUCUUGUUGGGAUCAUGUGUAUUAUAUACUACAACGCUCUCGGUUUCUUGGACAAACCUAUUUAUAUGCUUAAAUUAAUCUUAACAAGACUUUACAAUUUUAGAGGUGCAAUGUAUUAUUUAGGGAUCAUACUCGCAUAGACUCAUAUUAUUCAAUAGACUUUUUGUUUCGAGUGAAAGUAGACAAGUAAAUAUUACUAAAUAAAAUGGUCUGUAAACAAUUAGGAAAGGCACUGGAUUCAAAAAAAACUCACCUGUAAAUCAGAAUUUUGCAGAUCAACAAUUGCCAAAAGUGUAUGAAAAAUAAUUCUAGAACUCAAAUCACAUCGAUCAACUCUCGUUGUAGAGAUAAUCUAUGUUUAGACCAUACAGUUCCAAAUCUAAGGUGUAUCAUAUCAUUUCCAAUCCCGUUGAGUGAUCCUUUCUAAGGCGUAUCACAUUCAGUGCUUGAAGACUGCAGUCCUGUAGCCUUACAACAAAAGGCUAAUCAAACCUCCUCAUGUCGGGGCUAUGAGAGAUCGUCUUCCCCCUUCCCUCUCUACUGCGUUCUUUAUUUCAAUCCUUACACGAGAUUUCAUCAAGCGCACAUACUAAGACCAGUUUCCUUCCUUUUGGAGAGAUCACUUUCGAUACUUUCCUCCAUUUUAGGGAGAAGAAUUCCAUCAACCUUCUCGUUAGAGAAAGUCUUUCAACGCUCAGCUGUACAAGCAUCACGAGCUACACGUUUUCUUCAUUCGCCUAUAUUAGCAGAAGAUCAGAUCAACUUGCAGUCGAUCAGCUUAGAAGCCCUUUUGAAGAAGCUUCCUUAUCUACGAUUCAAACCGUUUAACCUAUCCUUUUAAUGUUUUAAUAUUUGUUUAUGUAACAAGUGAGUUUCACUCUCUAGCAAUGAGCCUUCUACUUGUCAUCAUCAGUUAAGUUUAAUAUAAUCUUUUGUUUUACAAAAAAGAAACAAAUGAUUUCUUGAAAAUCUCUGAGAUAACCACUCUGGGUUCGUGGAUGUGGAGAAACUCUUAAAAGUCUGCACCUUGGCUGCAUGUUUCAUUAAAAUCUAAGUAUAUGUACGUUAUAUGUCAAAAAAUUUAAAAGCUUGAUACAAAAUUUUAAUAUU
Brassica napus (rape) is the source of this 2437-nucleotide messenger RNA. RefSeq names its product transcription factor bHLH19. Gene Ontology annotation, molecular function: protein dimerization activity. Bases 301 to 1467 code for a protein of 388 amino acids. The transcript has 3 exons. Lineage: Eukaryota; Viridiplantae; Streptophyta; Magnoliopsida; Brassicales; Brassicaceae. The record is from RefSeq and is a predicted model, not a curated record.